Messenger RNA from Chlorella variabilis, 873 nucleotides. RefSeq lists its product as hypothetical. Lineage: Eukaryota; Viridiplantae; Chlorophyta; Trebouxiophyceae; Chlorellales; Chlorellaceae. The record is from RefSeq and is a predicted model, not a curated record. The transcript is spliced from 8 exons. The coding region runs from base 1 to 873 and encodes 290 amino acids.
AUGGGGACCUGGCUGCUCGCGCCUCUGGCGCUGAUUGUUGGGGCAGCGUGUCAAUUUCUUAUCCGCUUGACUGGCGCGAAGGAGGCGGAGGCGGAGCUCGCCGUCAGGGCAGAGGCGGUGGCCGCGGUGGCAGCCAGCUCUUGCGGCGAUGCCCUACCGCAGCCGCUGCUAAACCUGCCGCGCAGCCUCCGCCGCUACUUGGAGCGCGCAGCAUUCGGAGCUCAACAGUACACGGUGGUCAAGGGGCGCCAGGUUGGGGAGUUCCGGCUGGAGCCGACUGGCCCCUGGCAGGGCAUGACCGCCACUCAGGCCAAGCACCAGCCCGCUCGUUCCGACCUUCUGCUGGACGGCUGCGACAGCCUCGUGGGCGGCAAGGGCGGCAUGGCCUGGCGCCUCUGGGGCUGGCUGCCCGGCCUCGCAGCGAGCGGCCCAGCGCUGGACCGGGCGAUGCUGGUGCGCUGGCUGGCAGAGACGCCGGCGACCCCGAGAGCCAUGCUGCCCAGCGCCAUGCUGCGGUGGGAGGCGGUGCCGGGCUCCGACAGCGAGGCGCGUGCCGUGCUGACGCACCAGGGCAUCACAGUCAGUGGCACCUUUGCCUUUGGCGAUGACGGCCUGGUGAACAGCUUCCGCUCCGACGACUACAUCAGGGCGCUGCCGGGUGGCGGCAUGGAGCGCCUCCCUUGGGUGGUGCGCUACGGUGCCCACCGCUUGCUGGCGAUAGAUGCCAGGCCAAGCGGUGGCGGCACCACUGCAGCGGGCGGCGCCAUGUUUGUGCCCACGGAAUGGCAGGCUGCGUGGCUGCAGGCCGACGGCGACGAGCUGUGCUACGUGAGGUGCCGGCUGGAGGGCCUGGCGACGAUUGACCUUGCCUAA